Messenger RNA from Vigna radiata var. radiata (mung bean), 354 nucleotides. RefSeq lists its product as uncharacterized. NCBI's taxonomy places the organism in Eukaryota, Viridiplantae, Streptophyta, Magnoliopsida, Fabales, Fabaceae. Bases 1 to 354 code for a protein of 117 amino acids. The record is from RefSeq and is a predicted model, not a curated record. The transcript has a single exon.
AUGGAGAUGGAGCAUAAAGCUUUAUGGGCUCUGAAAUUUCUGAAUUUUGAUCCUCAUGAAACCCAGAAUAAACGCAGGAGGCAGAUACUGGACCUUGAAGAAAUGCAUUUUCAUGUCUAUGACUCCUCUAGGAGUUAUAAAGAAAAGGUAAAACUCUAUCAUGACAGGAAGCUGAUAAAGAGAGUCUUCAAUCCAGGGCAACAGGUAUUAUUGUUCAAUUCAAGAUUGAAGUUGUUUCCUGGAAAGUCGAAGUCAAAAUGGUCAUGGCCUUUAGAUGGAAGACGCCUUGAGGAGAACGCCGGAUUGGAGCUGUGCGAACCCGAUUCGACCUCCUCGAAGCUUCUCCGACGAUGA